AUGUCCGCCAACCAGUCCCACGCCGUCGACUCUGUCAACCAGUCUUCCGUCCCUUACUCUGUUCAGCAGAACGCCCCUCGAGGUCUCGAAGAGUCUCUUCCCGACUCUGUCCACAACACCGACCCCUCCAAGGACGAGCGCAACGUAUCUCACGCCACUGGCAAAUCCAUCGUGCCCGAGGCCAUCCAGAAGGCUGCUCCCGAGGGUCUUGAGAGAGCUCUCCCCGAAAAUGCCUGGUCGACUCGUACGGCGCGCAGAGCAGGAUGGAAUGAAUAA
Cryptococcus wingfieldii CBS 7118 is the source of this 276-nucleotide messenger RNA. RefSeq lists its product as hypothetical. The transcript is spliced from 3 exons. The coding region runs from base 1 to 276 and encodes 91 amino acids. The record is from RefSeq and is a predicted model, not a curated record. NCBI's taxonomy places the organism in Eukaryota, Fungi, Basidiomycota, Tremellomycetes, Tremellales, Cryptococcaceae.